CAGAGAGCAGCAGGCCUAGCUGAUAAGAAGCAAGCCGGCGUGGCAUGUUCGUGAACCGUGACGGCAACCAAAGCGGAGCGACCGGCAAUUUUGUGAAGCCACCGUGGGUAGAUUCCGCCUGCGUAUACCAAUUUCAGGAAGGCGACCCAGUCAUGGACGUGGAAGCGCACAAGGACUCGCCUCAGACUCAGACCCGUGGCAAGCUGAGGCGCCGCCUUCUGGUGGCGCUCAACUGCGGGAUGCUGGCACUGGGCACCACGGCGGGGCCGCUCCUCACCCGCCUCUACUACGACAAGGGCGGCGACCGGGAGUGGCUCUCGGCGUGGCUCCAGUCCGCCGGCUGGCCGCUGCUGCUGGUCCCCGUGGCGGCUUCCUACACCGCCCGCCGCGCGCGCGACCGGGCCGCCCCGGUCCUUCUCACCCCGCCGCGCGUCCUGCUAGCCGCCGCGGCGCUCGGCCUCGCCACGGGCGCCGACAACUUCAUCUACGCGUACAGCCUCCGGUACCUGCCGGUGUCCACCUCCGCGAUCCUCAUCUCGACGCAGCUCGCGUUCACGGUGUUCUUCGCGCUCCUCAUCGUGCGCCAGCGGCUGACGGCGGCGACCGUGAACGCCGUGGCGCUGCUGACGGCGGGCGCCGCCGUGCUGGGCCUACACGUCUCGUCCGACCGCCCCGCGGGGGCCACGAAGGCGCAGUACCUGAUGGGCUUCGCCCUCGCCCUCGGCGCCGCGGCGCUGUACGGGCUCAUCCUGCCGCUGGUCGAGCUCGCGUACAGGCGCGCCGCGGGGGGAGGCGGCCGCGCCGUGACGUACGCGCUGGUGAUGGAGAUGCAGCUGGUGAUGGGGUUCUUCGCCACCGCGUUCUGCACCGUCGGCAUGGUCGUCAACAAGGACUUCCAGGUGCGUGCCCAUGCCAUGCGUCGCACACUUGCCAUUGCCAAUUCCAGUUCUCUCUGUAGUCUAUACAGUAGAUUCAGCACGUGCUAUGAAAUGAAUCGAUCCGAUCGUCCGGGCCUGCAAAACUCCUCCCACCCGUUUUGCAAGUGGGCUUCUUUCGGGCAAAAAAGCUUUGCUGGGCCGAAAGGGUGGCAUCCCGGGCUUUCUUUGCUGCAGCAUUGCGUGCGAUGAUGAAUCUCUGAGGUUCCUUUCCUAUUCCUGAGGCCCAGCCGUUGUUUGACUUUUUCCACCCGUCGCUGCUUCCUUUUUUUUUUUGAAAUAACUGUCGCUGCUUCUGCCUGCCGACUGCUGUGGUCAGCAGCAGAACUGCUCAAUAAUUGCUGGCCAGGUCAAGUUUAGUUUCUGGUUGGCUGCUGGCCUGCUGUUCACAAUAGAGCCCUAGAGAUCGCGUCAUUCCUGCACUGCAUUGGCUAUGGUUGUGAGCCAUGCACGUG
This is a messenger RNA of Panicum hallii, 1390 nucleotides long. RefSeq names its product purine permease 3-like. Gene Ontology annotation, molecular function: purine nucleoside transmembrane transporter activity. Lineage: Eukaryota; Viridiplantae; Streptophyta; Magnoliopsida; Poales; Poaceae. The record is from RefSeq and is a predicted model, not a curated record. Gene Ontology annotation, cellular component: membrane. Bases 45 to 1127 code for a protein of 360 amino acids. The transcript has a single exon.